Molecule: messenger RNA, 9868 nt
Organism: Phodopus roborovskii (desert hamster)
Lineage: Eukaryota; Metazoa; Chordata; Mammalia; Rodentia; Cricetidae
Gene: Frem2
Product: FRAS1 related extracellular matrix 2
Biological process (GO): cell communication
Cellular component (GO): membrane
Source: RefSeq, a predicted model, not a curated record
ACGACUCCUGGGAUGGCCACCCGAGCGCGCAGGACAGCCAAGUCCUCCGGCUUCCAGACGAUACCCACACAGUCGUCCAGGCUGCUGCUGCUGUUCCUGUCACUGGUAAGCCGCGUCUCCACACAGCCCGCUGUCCCAGGAGAAGCAUUUUUGUUCCCGGGUCUUUCCGGGACUUCAGUGGUCCCUGCAGAGGAAGCUAUAGUGGUGGCGAACCGCGGGCUCCGGGUGCCCUUCGGUCGCGAAGUCUGGCUGGAUCCAGUGCGUGACUUGGUGCUGCAGGUGCAGCCAGGGGAUCGCUGCUCAGUGACUGUGCUAGAUAAUGACGCGCUGGCCCAGCGGCCUGGCCGCUUGAGUCCCAAGCGCUUCGCGUGCGACUAUGGCCCGGGAGAGGUGCGCUACUUGCACCUGGGUGCUCGCAGCCCUUCGCGCGACCGCGUCCGGCUGCAGCUGCGCUAUGAUGCCCCAGGAGGGGCGAUAGUCCUGCCUUUGGCCUUAGAGGUGGAAGUGGUAUUCACUCAGCUGGAAGUUGUGACUCGGAACUUACCUCUGGUCGUGGAAGAACUACUAGGGACCAGCAAUGCCCUGGACUCUCGGAGCUUAGAGUUUGCCUACCAGUCUGAGACUGAGGAGUGCCGCGUGGGCAUCUUGUCAGGUUUGAGUGCUUUGCCUCGUUAUGGAGAGCUCCUUCACUACCCACAGGUCCCAGGAGGGACCUCGGAGACCCUUUUGAUGGACUGCAAAGCAUUCCUGGAGCUGGGAGUGCGCUAUCGUCACACAGCUCCCAGUCGCUCACCUAACAGGGACUGGCUACCUAUGGUGGUAGAGCUACACUCUCGAGGGGCUCCUAUGGGUAGCCCGCCUUUAAAACGUGAGCACUUCCAGGUGCUUGUGAGGAUCCGCGGAGGAGCAGAGAACACUGCACCGAAGCCCAGUUUCGUGGCCAUGAUGAUGAUGGAGGUGGACCAGUUUGUACUGACCGCUCUAACACCAGACAUGCUGGCAGCAGAGGAUGCUGAAUCCAACCCGGACCUUUUGAUCUUCAACCUCACCUCUGCCUUCCAGCCUGGGCAGGGCUACUUGGUGAGCACUGAUGACCGAAGCCUGCCUCUCUCCUCCUUUACACAACGGGAUUUGCGCUUGCUGAAGAUUGCCUACCAGCCUCCCUCUGAAGACUCUAACGAGGAGCGUCUGUUUGAACUGGAACUGGAGGUAGUGGACCCCGAAGGAGCAGCCUCAGACCCUUUUGCCUUCAUGGUUGUGGUGAAGCCCAUGAAUACGUUGGCCCCAGUGGUCACACGAAACACUGGCCUUAUUCUCUAUGAAGGUCAAUAUCGGCCACUCACGGGUCCUGUAGGCAGUGGACCCCAGAACUUGGUCAUCAGUGAUGAAGACGAUCUCGAAGCUGUGAGACUAGAGGUGGUAGCCGGGCUCCGGCAUGGCCACCUUGUUGUUCUAGGGUCUCCCAGUAGUGACUCUGCUCCCAAGACCUUCACAGUGGCUGAGCUGGCCGCUGGCCAGGUUGUCUACCAGCAUGAUGACAGAGAUGGCUCACUGAGUGACAACCUGGUGCUGCGCAUGUCAGAUGGAGAAGGCAGGCACCAGGUCCAGUUCCUGUUCCCCAUCACUUUAGUGCCUUUGGAUGACCAGCCACCUGUCCUGAACGCCAACACUGGGCUGACCAUGGCAGAGGGCGAAACUGUGCCUGUCCCACCCACGACUCUGAGUGCAACUGAUAUGGAUUCAGAUGACUCUCAGUUGCGAUUUGUACUAGAAUCACCUUUCUCAACCACAGGGUACCUACUUCUCCGCCAAACUCAUGCUCCCCAGGAAGAGCAGGGGCUGUGGCAGAAACGCGGGCUGUUUUAUGAGCGAAGAGUGACAGAAUGGCGGCAACAGGAUAUCACAGAAGGAAGGCUCUUCUACAGGCACUCAGGGCCCCAUAGUCCUGGGCCCGUGAUGGACCAAUUGACAUUUAGAGUCCAAGACAACCAUGACCCCCCUAACCAAUCUGGGAUCCAAAAGUUUGUGAUACGCAUUCAUCCUGUGGACCGCCUUCCUCCAGAACUGGGCCGUGGCUGUCCCCUUAGGAUGGUGGUACAGGAAUCCCAGCUCACCACUGAGAAAAAGUGGCUGCACUACACUGAUGUGGACACAGAUGAUAGAGAGCUACACUACACAGUGACCCAGCCCCCCAUGGACACAGAUGAAAACCAUGCACCUGCUCCACUAGGCACUUUGGUCUUCACUGAUAAUCCCUCAAUCAUAGUGACCCAUUUUACCCAAGCCCAGGUUAACCAUCAUAAAAUUGCUUACAGGCCCCCCAAUCAAGAGCUAGGAGUAGCAGCUCGAGUGGCACAGUUUCAAUUCCAAGUAGAGGAUCGAGCUGGGAAUGUUGCUCCGGGCACCUUCACUCUUUACCUGCAGCCUGUGGAUAACCAGCCUCCUGAGAUUGUCAAUACUGGCUUCACUAUUGAGGAGAAGGGCCACCACAUCCUGCAGGAGACUGAGCUGCACGUGAAUGAUGUUGACACCGAUGUGGCCCACAUCUCUUUCACUCUCACACAGGCUCCCAAGCAUGGCCACAUGCAAAUCUCUGGCCAGACAUUACAUGUCGGAGGACACUUCCGUUUAGAGGACAUACAGCAUGGCAGAGUCUCCUAUUCAAAUAGCGGGGAUGAAUCUUUGACUGACAGCUGCUCCCUGGAGGUCAGUGAUAGACACCAUGUGGUGCCCAUCACUCUCAGAGUGAAUAUUAAGCCAGUAGACCGUGAAGGUCCCAGGUCAAUCCUUCCAGCUGGCACUCUGGAGUCCUAUCUAGAUGUCUUGGAAAAUGGGGCUACUGAAGUCACUGCCAAUAUCAUUAAGGGGACCUAUCAAGAUACUGAUGAUUUAAUGUUGACUUUCCUAUUGGAAAAUCCACCUUUAUAUGGGGAAAUUCUGGUCAAUGGAGCUCCAGCUGAGCAUUUCACUCAGAGGGACAUCCUGGAGGGUUCUGUUGUCUAUGUCCACACCAGUGGUGAGAUUGGCCUGUUGCCUAAAGCAGACUCUUUUAACCUGAGCCUGUCAGAUAUGUCUCAAGAAUGGAGAAUUGGCAGCAGUAUUAUUCAAGGUGUUACUGUGUGGGUGACCAUUCUACCUGUGGACAGCCAAGCCCCAGAAAUUUCUGUUGGGGAGCAGUUUGUAGUGCUAGAAGGUGACAAGAGUAUGAUAACCCUAACCCAUCUAAGUGCUGAGGACACAGACUCACUGAACGAUGACCUCUUGUGCACAAUAGUCAUUCAGCCAACCUCAGGCUAUGUGGAGAACAUUUCUCCAGCACCAGGCUCAGAGAAGUCAAGAGCUGGGAUUGCCAUUAGUGCCUUCACUGUGAAGGAUCUCAGGCAAGGACACAUUAAUUAUGUUCAGAGUGUCCACAGGGGGGUUGAGCCUGUGGAAGACCGUUUUAUAUUCCGUUGUUCUGAUGGCAUUAACUUUUCUGAGAGACAGAUUUUCCCCAUUGUAAUCAUUCCUACCAAUGAUGAACAGCCAGAAAUGUUCAUGAGGGAAUUCAUGGUGAUGGAAGGCAUGAGUCUGGUGGUUGACACACCCAUCCUCAAUGCUGCAGAUGCUGACAUUCCCCGGGAUGAUUUAACUUUCACCAUUACCCGGUUUCCAACUCAUGGUCACAUCAUGAACCAGCUGAUCAAUGGUACAGUGUUGGUCGAAAGCUUCACCCUGGACCAGAUUAUAGAGAGUUCCAGCAUUAUUUAUGAGCAUGAUGACUCUGAGACUCAAGAAGACAGUUUUGUGAUUAAAUUGACAGACGGCAAGCACUCUGUGGAGAAAAUGGCCCUCAUUGUGGUCAUCCCUGUGGAUGACGAGACCCCCAGGAUGACCAUCAAUAAUGGGCUAGAAAUAGAAGUUGGGGAAACCAAAGUUAUCAACAACAAAAUACUAAUGGCAACUGAUUUAGACUCUGAUGACAAAUCAUUGGUUUAUAUUAUUCGUUAUGGACCAGGACAUGGCUUGUUACAGAGGCAAAAACCUACAGGUGUCUUUGAAAACAUCACCCUAGGCAUGAAUUUUACCCAGGAUGAAGUGGACAGAAAUUUAAUUCAGUAUGUCCAUUUUGGGCAAGAGGGCAUUCGAGACCUAAUUAAAUUUGAUGUGACAGAUGGAACGAAUGCCCUUAUCGAUCGAUACUUUUAUGUGUCUAUUGGAAGUGUUGAUAUUGUCUUCCCUGAUGUGAUAAGUAAGGGUGUGUCCUUGAGAGAAGGUGGCAAAGUCACUCUUACAACAGACCUACUGAGUACAAGUGACUUGAAUAGUCCUGAUGAGAACUUAGUUUUCACUAUUACCAGGGCUCCUAUGAGAGGUCACUUGGAGUGCACAGAUCAAAGAGGAGUGUCCAUCACUUCUUUCACUCAGCUCCAAUUGGCUGGUAACAAGAUCUACUACAUCCAUACAGCUGAGGAUGAGGUAAAAAUGGACAGUUUUGAGUUUCAAGUCACAGAUGAGCGGAACCCUGUCUUCCGAACAUUCCGGAUCUCCAUCAGUGAUGUAGACAACAAAAAGCCAGUGGUCACCAUCCACAACUUGGUGGUCAGCGAAAGUGAGAGCAAGCUGAUCACUCCCUUUGAGCUCACUGUGGAAGACAGAGAUACUCCUGACAGGCUCCUCAAAUUCACUGUCACCCAGGUCCCCGUUCACGGGCACCUCCUAUUCAACAACACUAGAUCCGUCAUGGUUUUUACCAAGCAAGACUUGAAUGAAAACUUAAUCAGCUACAAACAUGAUGGCACAGAGUCCACGGAAGACAGUUUCUCCUUCACGGUGACUGAUGGCACCCACUCUGACUUCUAUGUUUUUCCUGAUACAGUAUUUGAAACUAGGAGACCUCAAGUCAUGAAAAUCCAAGUGCUGGCUGUUGACAACAGUGUUCCCCAAAUUGUGGUGAACAAAGGAGCUUCUACACUUCGUACUCUGGCCACUGGACAUUUGGGGUUCAUGAUCACAAGCAAAGUACUGAAAGUGGAGGACAGAGACAGCCUACAUUUUUCUCUCAGGUUCAUUGUGACAGAAGCUCCCCAACAUGGCUACCUUCUAAACCUGGGCCAAGGUAACCACAGCAUCACACAGUUUACACAAGCUGACAUUGAUGACCUGAAAAUAUGCUAUGUCUUAAGAGAGAGAGCUAAUGCCACAAGUGAUAUGUUCCAUUUCAUAGUGGAAGAUGAUGGUGGGAACAAGUUAACCAACCAGCAUUUUCGACUGAAUUGGGCAUGGAUCUCCUUCGAAAAGGAGUAUUACUUGAUCAACGAAGAUUCCAAAUUUCUUGAUAUUGUUCUUAAACGCAGAGGAUACCUGGGAGAAACUUCAUUUAUAAGCAUCAGCACGAGGGAUGGGACUGCACAAAGAGACAGCGACUUCAAGGGCAAGGCCCAGCGACAAGUGCAGUUCAACCCUGGCCAGACCAGGGCCUUGUGGAGAGUGCGGAUCUUGGGCGAUGAGGUGCAUGAGCACUCAGAGACCUUCCAGGUGGUUCUCUCUGAGCCUGUGCUGGCAGCCCUGGAGUUCCCCACAGUGACCACUGUGGAGAUCAUUGACCCAGGCGACGAAUCUACCGUGUUCAUUCCCCAGUCGGAAUACUCUGUUGAAGAAGAUGUGGGCGAGCUGUUCAUUCCCAUCAGGAGAAGUGGAGAUGUCAGCCAGGAGCUGAUGGUGAUCUGCUACACACAGCAAGGGACAGCAACCAGCACUGUGCGGACAUCAGUGCUGUCUUACUCCGACUACAUCUCCAGGCCUGAGGACCACAGUAGUGUGGUCCGCUUUGACAAAGAUGAACGUGAGAAAAUGUGCCGUGUGGUAGUAAUUGAUGACUCAUUAUACGAAGAGGAAGAGACUUUCCAGGUCCUUUUGAGCAUGCCCAUGGGCGGGAGGAUCGGUGACAAGUUUCCAGGAGCCAAGGUGACCAUACUGACAGACAAGGAUGACGAGCCCGUCUUCUACUUUGGGGAUGUCCAGUACUCCGUGGAUGAGAGUGCCGGCUACGUGGAGGUGCAGGUGUGGAGGACGGGUACUGACCUCUCCAGGCCUUCAAGUGUCACCGUGAGGUCCCGUAAAACAGAGCCCCCCUCUGCAGAUGCUGGAACAGAUUAUGUGGGAAUCAGUCGCAAUUUAGAUUUUGCACCUGGCGUCAACAUGCAGACUGUUCGUGUUGUCAUUCUGGAUGACCUGGGAAGACCCAUACUGGAGGGAAUUGAAAAGUUUGAAUUGGUACUUCGCAUGCCGAUGAACGCUGCCCUUGGCGAGCCCAGCAAGGCCACAGUGUCCAUAAAUGACUCUGCCUCAGACUUGCCUAAAAUGCAAUUCAAAGAAAGAGUGUACACUUGCAGUGAAAAUGAUGCCCGUGUAGUUGCAAUGAUCUACAGGAGUGGUGAUGUCCAGCACAGCUCCUCUGUGAGAUGCUACACAAGGCAGGGGUCAGCACAGGUGAUGAUGGACUUCGAAGAACGCCCAAAUACUGAUGCCUCCACUGUCACUUUCCUCCCAGGUGAGACGGAGAAGCCCUGCGUUCUUGAGCUGAUGGAUGAUGAUGUACAUGAGGAUGUGGAGGAGCUGCGCCUGGUACUUGGCACGCCACAGAGCAGCUCUGCCUUUGGGGCUACAGUCGGCGAACAAAAUGAAACUCUGAUAAAGAUCCAGGAUGAUGCUGACAAAGCUGUUAUCAAGUUUGGAGAAACCAAAUUUAGUGUCACCGAACCCAGUGAACCAGGAGAGUCAGUGGUUGUCAGAAUUCCAGUGGUCCGCCAAGGAGACACUUCUAAGGUUUCCAUUGUGAGAGUUCACACCAAGGAUGGCUCGGCCACCUCUGGAGAGGAUUAUCACCCUAUGUCAGAAGAAAUCGAGUUUAAGGAAGGGGAAACCCAGCACAUUGUUGAAAUUGAAGUAAUCUUCGAUGGGGUAAGAGAGAUGAGAGAGGCCUUCACUGUUCACCUAAAACCAGAUGAAAAUAUGGUAGCAGAGACACAGGCAACCAAGGCCAUUGUGUAUAUAGAGGAAUUCAACAGCAUGGCAGAUGUCACCUUUCCCUCUGUCCCUCAUAUUGUGUCCUUGCUGAUAUAUGAUGAUACUUCCAAAGCCAAGGAGGAUGGACCUGUGUCGGGAUACCCCGUUGUCUGCAUUACGGCUUGCAACCCCAAAUAUCCAGACUAUGACAAAACUGGCUCUAUUUGUGCCAGUGAGAGCAUCAACGACACUUUGACCCGAUACCGGUGGUUGAUUAGCGCUCCUGCUGGCCCGGAUGGUGUGACCAGCCCUAUGAGAGAGGUAGACUUCGACACCUUUUUCACAUCAUCCAAAAUGAUCACGUUAGACUCCAUAUACUUUCAGCCUGGCUCCCGGGUUCAGUGUGCAGCUCGUGCAGUGAACACCAACGGAAAUGAAGGCCUGGAACUGAUGAGCCCCAUCGUCACCAUUGGCAGAGAGGAAGGUCUCUGUCAGCCCCGUGUGCCUGGGGUAGUGGGAGCCGAGCCAUUCUCUGCUAAAUUACGCUACACUGGUCCUGAGGACCCAGACUUCGCAAACCUCAUCAAGCUCACUGUCACGAUGCCACACAUAGAUGGGAUGCUGCCCAUCAUCUCCACGAGAGAGCUGUCCAACUUUGAGCUGACCCUCAGCCCUGAUGGCACUAGAGUUGGCAACCACAAAUGCUCCAACCUGCUGGACUACAACGAAGUAAAGACCCACCAUGGCUUCUUGACUAAUGCCACGAAGAACCCGGAGGUCAUGGGUGAGACCUAUCCUUACCAGUACAGUGUGCCGGUCAGAGGUUCCAGUACCUUGCGCUUCUACCGAAACCUGAAUCUAGAAGCCUGUCUCUGGGAGUUUGUCAGCUACUAUGACAUGUCAGAGCUCCUGGCCGACUGUGGAGGCACCAUUGGGACAGAUGGCCAGGUCCUAAACCUAGUGCAGUCCUACGUGACCCUCCGAGUUCCUCUUUAUGUUUCCUACGUGUUCCAUUCGCCUGUGGGAGUGGGGGGCUGGCAGCAUUUCGACUUGAAGUCAGAACUCCGGCUCACGUUUGUGUAUGACACGGCCAUCCUGUGGAGCCACGGAAUCGGCAGCCCACCAGAAGCCGAACUCCAAGGCUCGCUCUAUCCGACCAGCAUGCGCAUUGCUGAGGAUGGACGCCUGGCUGUGAACUUCAAGACAGAAGCUCAGUUCCAUGGCUUGUUUGUGCUGUCACAUCCUGCCUCCUUUACCAGCUCAGUGAUCGUGUCUACUGACCAUCCAGGCCUCACUUUUUCCCUCCGCCUCAUCAGGAGUGACCCAACCUAUAACCAACCAGCCCAGCAAUGGAGCUUUGUGUCAGACUUCGCAGUUCGAGACUACUCAGGCACAUACACUGUAAAGUUGGUGCCUUGCACUACCCCACCCAACCUGGAGUACCGACUGCCUGUCACCUGCAAUCCCAGAGAGCCUGUCAUCUUUGACCUUGACAUUCGAUUCCAGCAGGUCAGCGACCCAGUUGCAGCCGAGUUUAGCCUGAACACUCACAUGUAUUUGCUGUCUAAGAAGAGCCUCUGGUUGUCCGAUGGAUCCAUGGGAUUUGGGCAAGAAAGCGAUGUUGCUUUUGCAGAAGGGGACAUGAUUUAUGGUCGCGUCAUGGUGGACCCUGUCCAGAACCUUGGUGACUCCUUUUACUGCAGUAUUGAGAAGGUGUUCUUAUGCACAGGGGAUGAUGGCUAUGUGCCAAAGUACAGCCCAGAGAAUUCAGAAUAUGGCUGCCUGGCUGAUUCUCCUUCGCUUUUACAUAGAUUUAAAAUUGUGGAUAAGGCUCAGCCUGAGACGCAAGCUACCAGCUUUGGAGAUGUCUUGUUUAAUGCCAGACUGGCAGUGGAUGACCCUGAAGCCGUUCUCUUAGUGAAUCAGCCUGGAUCAGAUGGAUUUAGAGUAGACUCCACACCACUCUUUCAGGUUGCUUUGGGCAGAGAAUGGUAUAUACACACAAUCUACACGGUCAAGUCAAAGGACAACAGCCAUCGAGGUAUUGGCAAGAGGAGCCUGGAGUACCUGUACCACUCUGUGGUGCAUCAGGGACAUCCCCAAGCAACUACCAAGAGCUGGAAGAAGAGAGCAAUCAGGAGCACACCCUCACUGGCACGGGAAAUCGGUGCUGAGAACAAUCGGGGGACAAAUCUCCAGCAUAUCUCCCUGGACCGUCGUGACAAGAGGCAGGUCCCCUAUGGAAGAAUUCCUCCUGAUGGCAUCCUGCCCUGGGAGCUCAAUAGUCCCAGCUCUGAAGUCAGCCUUGUCACUGUCUUGGGAGGCGUUGCGGCGGGAUUGCUCAUUGUCUGCCUGGCUGUGGUUGCAGUCCUUGUGUGUAAGAACAAAAGCAUCAAGGGCAAGAAUGCUCCCCAGGGCUCUGGAAGCAGUGAGCCCAUGGUGCUUCCACAGAACCACUACAGUGACAGCUCGGAGGUGUGACCACCUGGUCAUGUGCCUCAGAAAAAAACUGUGCAAGAACCCCAACUGUUUUGGGCCAGCAGAAGAGAAUUGGAACUUCCCAUGACAUAGGUGCUUAGAGACCCUGACUGUAAUAGAAGAUUUUGAUUUAAACUCCACUGCAUUAUACAUGCAUCAAAGGUCAAAUCCAGGCCACCUCUUUCCUGCUGCCCAGAAGGCAUCCGAGAUGCUUAGAGCCUUGGGUGGAUGUCAGGGGAGGUGCUUCUUAUUUUAGGCAUCAGUGGAGAUGAACCUACUCAGUGAUGCUCAAAGGUGCUAAAGGACUCUCUGGGAUGUCUGAGAGACAUUUCCUGUUAUGUUAUUGUUACAUUAGUGGGGACUUUUGACAAUGCAGUUAUCACAUUGUUUAUUCAUUGUAUAA